AUAAAUGGACAAGUGUUUGACAAGGUGUGUCACGCAGUGUUGUCGGCUGUGAACGAAGAGAGCACCACUUGGGAACACCUGGGGUUGACCAAGAUGCAAUCGCAGCAGCAGCAGCAACACAUAGAGAAAGUGGCGCCGGCGACUGUAGGAGAGCCGCAAUGGUUGCGAAACAAGGUGUUGCCGGAAGGGAUGCGACCACGAGCCUUUGCGGGACCUGGCCCGGCGUUUGGGUCGCCAGUGUCGGCGUCGACGCCCGUGCGGCGACUCGAGAGUCCCUGCUGGCCCGAAUAUCCCGUUCUUGAGCCAGCCGUGUCUCCGUGGGCGAAAGGCUGCGAGCACAUCUGGGCCAGGCUUCAUUGCUCUGCCAAGGCUAUGAAGCAGAAGUUUGAGGAGUCGGGAGUGUUUCAGGCCCUGCAUGCUGAGCAAGGGGAUCCCAAGGCUGCGCAGUGGCUGGUCGACAGUCAACCCAUUGUCUGGGGCAUUCAAGGUCUUUCGUAUUUGUUGGUGGCUGCAUUGCAAGAAGACUCCAAGGGCCUGGUUCGGUUCCACGUGUGCAAGAUUCUGGCGGCUUGGCUGCGAUUGCGGAAGGCAGUAAUGGGAGCAACUGUGCUGGUUGGCAAAUCCAGUUGGAGUCGGGAUGCGAAAUGGCAAAGCGGCGUCCUGAAUGCCGCCACCGGAGCAGUGGCCCUCGUGGCUGACGCGUACGGAACCGACCUCAGGCACGAAAAUAAUGGUCAGCAGGCCACAGAAAAUUCGACUUAUGGAGAGAUUGGAUGCUUCCUGGAUGGCAAGAACAGAAAUGGGCCAAUGAGAGGCUUACACGUUGUCUUAUUUUUGUACUCGAUGCUGGGUCUGCCAAAUUUCCGCUUAGAUUCUCCACUGAUGCAACUAGAUUGGGAACAUCCGUCUGACAAUUGGCAGCAUGGUAUGUGCAAUUGUCGAGAAAAGAAGAAAGCCUCGCUGAGAUUUACAUUAUUGGAAGACAAAAGAAACGACGUCACUGCUGCAGAUGAGAUCCAACAUGAGAUUCUUGCUGUUUUUGCUGGUCCUUGCGGCAAUUUCUCACUUGUCAAGAAAAUAAAGGCCAACAGGGCUUUUGAAAUUCAGCUUAUGAAGGGGUCCACUGCUGUACUUGUGCACAUGAGAGCUUCUUCUGCCGGAGCGGGAACUAAUACCGCCGCAGCGGGAACUAAUACCGCCGCAGCGGGAAGUGCUGCCGCCGGAGCGGCAACUACUGCCGCCGGAGCUUCCGCCGUCGAUGGGGGUGGUGGAAGCGCAGAAGGAUCAGGAAGCGAGUCGGGUUCCGGCGAUGCCGCGGGCUCCGGCAGCAUGGGUUCCGGCGAUGCCGCGGGCUCCGGCGAUGCCGCGGGCUCCGGCAGCAUGGGUUCCGGCGAUGCCGCGGGCUCCGGCAGCAUGGGUUCCGGCGAUGGCUCGGGCAGCAUGGGUUCCGGCGAUGGCUCGGGCAGCAUGGGUUCCGGCGAUGGCUCGGGCUCCGGCAGCAUGGGUUCCGGCAGCAUGGGUUCCGGCAGCAUGGGCUCGGGCAGCAUGUCUGGCAGCGGGUCGGCAGCCGGCGGCAGCAUGGAUGAAGGCGAGGGCGCCAUGGAGGCCGGCGGCGGCAUGGAGACUGGCGGCGGCGGCGAGAGUCCGCCAGGCGCCCCACUCGACUCCGAAAAGUCGGGCAAAUUGAAGGAGAUGCUCGCCUUGCUGGCCUUUGAAAUCGCUGGCGAACUGGACAAGGCCCUGGUGGCCUUUGCCGACGGGGUCGACCUUGAACCGGACGCCGAAAUGACGGCCUCUGCGAUGAACGUGCCGCCUAAACUCGGGCCCCUGGACCCCAAUGGAUGCAUCGCCAUUGUUAUCUGCAUGAAUUACCCGGAUGCCAGUGCUGGGGAGACGACGUUUGCCAACUUUCUGGUGGUCAAUGCCAAAGCAGAGGAGGACCUUGCCAAGCCGGAGCUCCAGCUGCUGCCCUGGAAGUUUGACGCCAAUCAGCUUGAACCCUCUAGCAACAAGGGUGGCAAGUUUGUGGCUCUGAUAGUGACUCAAACAGGCGGAGAAUUCGACAUGGAUGACAUGAAAACCAAGGUGUCAGAGGACAAGCGGGUCGGCUUCACUGGCAAGGAGUUGGCAGGACUGCUGUACUUUGAACACGUGUCGCACCUGUUCCGUGCCGCCAAACCUGGCGUUGUCAUCCAUGCCAACUACUGGUCCGUUUGUCCUGACGACUCACCAGGAUGCGCGGCAGGUGGCGGCAGCAGCAGCAAGGGCAUGGGCAUGAUGAACAUGAUGCCCUCUAAGGCCAGUGGUGACUCUGGUGCCAGCGAUGGUGUAAAUGGUGGCAUGGAAACAACUGAAAUUGUCAUGGAGGAAACCAUGCUGGGCCCAGAGGAGCUGCAAGUGAGUGACAUGGCUGUGGACAUGGGAUCUGACACAGGAGCUACUCGCAUGACCAUGGGACUGGGAAUGGACAUGGAUGAUGAUGAUGAUGAUGAUGAUGAUGAUGAAGGGGAAAAGUCUGAUGAGAGGAUAGAGAUGCCACACUGUGAAAACUGCAACUGCUGCAUGAAGAGAAGGCAAAGUUGCUCUGUGAAAAUCAUAUUGGAAAAGUACACAUGCAAUUGUCGAGAAAAGAAGAAAGCCUCGCUGAGAUUUACAUUAUUGGAAGACAAAAGAAACGACGUCACUGCUGCAGAUGAGAUCCAACAUGAGAUUCUUGCUGUUUUUGCUGGUCCUUGCGGCAAUUUCUCACUUGUCAAGAAAAUAAAGGCCAACAGGGCUUUUGAAAUUCAGCUUAUGAAGGUU
Messenger RNA from Notodromas monacha, 2802 nucleotides. The record is from the annotation of a GenBank genome assembly. Lineage: Eukaryota; Metazoa; Arthropoda; Ostracoda; Podocopida; Cyprididae.